Molecule: messenger RNA, 1330 nt
Organism: Mangifera indica (mango)
Lineage: Eukaryota; Viridiplantae; Streptophyta; Magnoliopsida; Sapindales; Anacardiaceae
Product: protein YIPF1 homolog
Exons: 6
Coding region: 132-989 (285 amino acids)
Biological process (GO): vesicle-mediated transport
Cellular component (GO): Golgi apparatus; membrane
Molecular function (GO): small GTPase binding
Source: RefSeq, a predicted model, not a curated record
AUAAAAAGAGAAACUCAGAAAGCAACGCGCCUUUUACUGAAGACAAAAAGGGGGAGAGAGGGAUCUGCUGAAGCAGAGAAGAGAAACGAUUAAACGUCGACGACGAAUAAGAAAAUAGAAGAAUCGAGAAGAUGAUGUCCGGAGGAUACACAAGCAUUGAUGAACAGAGGCUCUCUGGAUCUGUUCCUGCGGUUCCAGAUCAGGGUAACGUUACCGUCAAAUUCACUGAGUCAACUAUACAGACGUUUCCACCUUUGGAAGCACAGGGAAAGAUCUCUGGUGCUUCUGAUCCACCUCGUGAUGCUGAUGAUACAUUUUCAAAAUCUGGUGCUGGUGCCGGCUCUGGCCCUGGCUUUAAUGAAUCCCAGCCUAGUGGUUGGUUACGGCCAUUCUUAAUCACCACUUAUAAGCCAUACUUUGAUAUUGACACUGCAGAUGUUUUAGACAGGAUUAAGGACUCACUUUUUCCUUUCAGAGAUAACUUUAAUGAAAAAACAGCUAUUAACCCCGACUUAUAUGGACCAUUCUGGAUUUGCACCACCCUCAUAUUUGUAGCAGCUUCUAUUGGCACUUUUGUGACAUACAUAGCACACAAGCUGAAGAAUAAAGAAUGGGAGUAUGACAUAAACCUAGUGACUUGGUCUGCUGGUUUAUUUUAUGGCUAUGUCACCAUUGUUCCUCUUGGGCUAUAUUUUAUCCUUAAAUACUUCUCAGCACCAUCAGACCUUGUUCCACUAUUCUGUCUAUAUGGCUAUUCACUAUUUGUCUUUAUUCCUGCACUGUGUCUCUCAGUUGUGCCCUUUGAGAUAUUCAGGUGGGUAGUUGCUGGUUUGGCUGGGUUUAUGUCGGCAACUUUUGUCGCAACUAACCUACGAGCCCACAUUAAGUCUGCGGGAGAAAGAUGGUUGUUAAUAGUAGCUGGGAUCUUCCUGUUGCAGCUGGCUCUGUCUGUCGCAUUGAAGCUUUAUUUGUUCACCGUCACAGUAUGAAGGUAAACUAUUCUUUUAAUACAGAGACAGGAGCACUCACUACAUUUCUUGACUUCACAGCAUAAGAGCAAACUGUUCCUUCAAUGUGGAGGCAUGAACCGGCUAUAGAUCAUAAAGAAAGAGUUCCUCGUCCUUCAGCUUCCAUCGCCCCAAUCUUUACCCGAGCAUUAUAUACAUCAGUUAAAUCCUCAUGUAUUCAUUCAUUUCCAGAACAUAAAUUCGAGCCUAAAAUUUUGUUGCUUCUUUUCAUUCUCGUAGCAAGUCAAUAGAGACUUUCUCAACGAUGUCUGGUGUAAAUCGUGGAUAAGAGGGCAUUUCAAUUGAUUGAUUAUUUGAUUGAA